Molecule: messenger RNA, 2631 nt
Organism: Enterobius vermicularis (human pinworm)
Lineage: Eukaryota; Metazoa; Nematoda; Chromadorea; Rhabditida; Oxyuridae
Source: the annotation of a GenBank genome assembly
AUGGUGUGCACAGCUAAAUUUGAAAAAUUACCGGAGUUAGCAAAACCAGGUCACUACUCUAUAAAACUUGUUCCUGAUCUGCAGACUUUUGAGUUUGACGGGGAUGAAGAAAUUGAUUUGAAAAUUACAAAAGCCACAGACUGCGUGAAACUUCAUGCAAGCGAAAUAGAAAUCAAAAAAGCAGCACUCACAUUAUCUGAUGGCUCUGUGUUUGACGAUCUUCAUGUCGAUUAUGAUAAACAGUGGACCACAGUUACUUUGCAGUUCCCCAAAACUGUCACUCCUCAAGAAGGCCGUAUUUCUUUAAAAUUUAGAGGUACUUUAAAUGACAAGAUGAAGGGUUUUUAUAGAUCGUCUUACAAGGAUGCAACAGGGAAAGAGCAGUUUAUUGCUACUACGCAGUUUGAAAGCACUUACGCUCGUUUGGCUUUCCCUUGUUGGGAUGAACCGAUCUACAAAGCUAAAUUCGACAUUACGCUUGUAGUGGAUAAUCAUUACACGGCGCUUUCAAACAUGAAUAUUGUUAAAGAAGAGAAAGUUGGUGAUAAGAAGGCUGUUACUUAUGCAACGACUCCAAUAAUGUCCACUUAUUUAAUUGCGUUUGCAGUUGGAGAUUUUGAGUUCAUUGAGGCACUAUUUUCAAAUCUGUUCCAGAGCAAAACUAAAAGUGGGUGCAUAACUCGUUUGUAUACUGUUCCUGGUAAGAGUAAACAAGGAGAAUUCGCGUUGAAUCUUGGAACAAAGGCCAUAGAUUGGUAUAAUAAUUGGUUCGGCAUAACUUACCCGCUUCCCAAAUGUGACCUUAUCGCAAUCCCUGAUUUUAGCAACGGGGCAAUGGAAAAUUGGGGACUUGUAACGUAUAGAGAAGUUGCGCUUUUAAUUGAUGAGACAAAGUCAUCUACGAGGCAAAAGUCACGCGUUGCUCUUAUUGUUGCUCAUGAACUGGCUCAUCUUUGGUUUGGAGAUCUUGUUACAAUGAAGUGGUGGACGGACUUAUGGUUAAAGGAAGGAUUUGCGUCGUUUAUGGAAUAUAUGUUUGUUGGCAGUAAUUACCCUGAAUACAAGAUAUGGCUUCAUUUUGUUAAUGACGAAAUGGCUCCUGGGUUUGGCCUGGAUGCGUUAAGAAGCUCUCAUCCUAUAGAAAUUGAAAUCAACAAUCCGAAUGAGUUAGAUGAGAUCUACGACAAUAUAACAUAUGCAAAAUCCAAUUCUGUUAAUCGUAUGUUAUGCAAUUACCUAGGGGAAGAAUCCUUCCAGAAGGGUUUGAGGGCUUAUCUCAAAAAGUUCCAGUAUAGUAACGCUGUGACAAAUGAUUUGUGGGACUCAUUAUCUGAAGCAUCUGGGCAGGACAUAAGACGUUUAAUGUCAAGUUGGACAAAACAAAUGGGAUUUCCUUUGGUACAAGUGUCUCAGAGUGUUGAUGGGAACAAAAGAACUUUGAAAUUGAAACAGUCACGGUUUCUAGCCGAUGGAGGGACAGAUGAAAAUGAUCAGCUCUGGCAGGUACCUAUUACAGUUUCGACAAGCUCCGAUCCUAGUGUUAUCAAACAUAGGUUUUUGUUAACUGAGAGAGAACAAGAAGUCACUCUUGAUAAUAUUCCAUCGACAGAGUGGGUAAAGAUUAAUGCCGGUACCACGGGUUUUUAUCGCGUGGAAUAUUCACCCGAAAUUUUAGAAGCUUUGCUUCCUGACGUUUCCUCGAAAAAGCUUCCUGCAGUUGAUAGAUUUGGGUUGACCGAUGACCUCUUUGCCUUGGUUCGAGCGGGCCGGGUUAGUGCUACACAGUUUCUGACUUUCCUAGCAGCAAGCACAAAUGAAGACGAAUAUAUUGUUUGGGGAGCCUUAGAUGCAGGGAUCUCAAGUUUGUGUAGUGUAUUGAAGAACGCUGAAGAUACGACGCUUCUUCCGAGAUUCAAUCGGUACAUUAUCAAGAUCUUGGCACCAGUUGGCCAACGUUUGGAUUUACAAGUAGCAAUGCUGCGAGCUUUGAUCUUGGGAAGACUUGGUCGUUGUGGACACGAAGAAACCAUAAAUAUUGCCCGAGAGAAAUUCAAGGAUCAUGUGGAAAACCAUACCGACCUGCAUCCCGAUCUUAGGCUUGCUAUUUAUACUAUGGUUGGUCAGAAUGACGGAGAAAAGGGAAUGGAGCAGCUAAAAAAGAUUUAUGAAACUGUUGGUUUAUUUGGUGAGGUCGAGAGGCAUUGCGUGAUUGCUAUGGCUCAGUGUCGCGAUGAGUCACUUCUUCAAAAGUUUUUCAAAUACGCUGUUGAAGAGAAGAGAGUUCGGUCUCAAGAUCUAAUGCUAUUAUUUUAUGGCGCUCGGUUAACUAAAGUCGGACAAGAUUUUAUAUGGCCGUACUUCAAGGAAAAUACAACCACUUGGCUAGCUCGCUUUGGUGAUGUCAAUAGUGCCUUGUUCCAGCACUGCUUGAAGGCCAGUUGUGACGGGUGUUGUUCUUCAGAGAUGGCAAAGGAUGUUGAGAAUUAUGUUUGUACGAAACUCGAUGAGUGUGCAGCACGGACACUGGACAGAACGACAAAACAAAUUGUUGAGUCAAUUUAUCUGAAUGAGAAGCUCCUCAAGAACAAUGUCAGUAGGAUCUCGAGCUUUUUGAAAGAAAAUGGUUUCUGA